GUGCGGCGGGCACGCGGCUCGGAGCGGCUCGGCCGCCAUUGCUGUGCGGCUCCUCCCGGCCUUUGGCGCCGGUUCUGUGAGGGCUGACGGCUGCGCGGGGGCCGGGAGGGGUCGCUUUCUGUCGGCGGAGCGCUCUUCGGCCCCGGUGGUUUCUCCCACCCUGCUGCUGCCAUGGAGCAGUUCCCCUUCGGCGAUGAGAGCUCUGUGAGCCUGGAGAUUCAACUGCUGGGCUUCACGGGGAGCCCCAACCCUGAGCUGAGCCCGCAUGGUGCAGCCCCCCCAGAUCCAUCCAGCACUGAGCUGGAGGAUGGCCUGAGCGUGCUGUCCUUGUGCCCAGGCAGGGAGUGGGACGGCGAGGUGCAGCAUGGGCUGUGCCUUCCUGGGGUGCCCAACGCAGACCCUGCAGCCACCCAGAGCCGGGCAUCGCCUCACAGCUCUCCACUGCCCUCCAGCUGCUGCGGGACGCUGCUGUGCAGCACCAACCACAGCCCGACUGACAGCCAGCAGCACCAACACCCGAGCAGGAAAAGGAAAGGCUUGGUGUGCCCGGAGCAGCGCUGUGAGCUGCAGCCCCUGCGGUGCCCGCAGGGCAUGGGCUGUUCAUCCUGCAGCCUGGUGGAGGACAGCAGUGUGCCGGAGGAAUGCCCGGAGAUCCCUGCCACUGCUCCUGGAGAUGGGCUGAGCGGCAGCGCGGCUCCCAGCCCCGCUCUCCUGCAGCCCACAGGGCUGAGUGCUGCUCCCAGCCCCGCUCUCCUGCAGCCCACAGGGCUGAGUGCUGCUCCCAGCCCUGCUCUCCUGCAGCCCACAGGGCUGGAUGCUGACCCUGGCACUGCUGGACUGCAUUUCGCAGUGCUCAGAGCGCAGCAAGCGGCCGUCAGCUCCCACCCCUGGCUCAGCACCGCGCCGCUCUGUGCCCAAAGGAGCAGCUGCUGUUUCACACUCAAACCCAGCCCUGCUGGAAGGGAAGCCCCCCUCUCCUGCUCCUUCCUCUCCGAGUGCACGGACGCUUUGCCUUUCCCUCUGGUGAGCCCAGCUGUGGAGGAGGUGGUGCUGGGCCGCCCCGAGGACGGCACGCAGCCGUGGCAGAGCGUCGUGGAGCAGCAGGCAGCGCUGAGUGGUGGUGGGCAGCUGAGAGCCGCCGGCACGGAGCCGGGGACGCGGAACCUCCUGCAGGUGUUGGCCGCCUCCCAGCACGCCCUGUCCCACGUGUUGGCACCCAAAGGGCCGAAGGAUUCCUCUCUCUGUGCCCGAGAGCGUGAGAGCAGCAUGGCCACGGAUCGGCUGCAAAGCGAGGCUGCCUCCAGCAAGGGGGAGAAGAGCAGAGGCGGCGGUGCGGCUGCAGGCAGGUCGUGGCGUUUGCCUGCUGCACGCAGGGAGAAGCUGUCGGCAGGGCUGGUGGGCACGGCGUCCCCCAGCCAGGUGGCCAUGGCCUCCUUUGCACCGCGCCAGCAGUGCGGGCUGCCCGUCCUGCACCGCGUCCAGGGGGGAAACAUCUGCAGCUUCCCAGGCACGGCGCAGGAGGACGGCGCGUUGGCCACGAGUGCUAAGAGCAGCGCUGCUCCCACCAACAGCAGCGACCGCGACGGUGUUUUUCUAUGCAAGAGCUGCCAGCAGGUGUUCUACACCCAGAAGGGCCUGGACAGCCACAUGUGCUUCCGUGACGAGCAGUGGCUGCUGCCCCAGCGGAGAGAGGAGCCGCAGGGCUGUGCUGCAGAUGCUGGAUCCGCUGCGAGGCUGGAGCUGCAGGAGGAGCCCUGUGAGGCUGGAGCUGCGCUUCUCAUCCCCGUCUCAGUGCCGGUGCUGCCUGGGGGUGAGGUGACCCCCAAGGAGAGCCAGGAUGGGAAGAGCCCCCGCGUCAGCUCGCACCCGAAGAAGAGGAAGCGGCAGAUUCUCCCCAAACCCCUCUUCAUCCCCCCCCCGCCUCCCCCCGAGGCGCAGCCCGGCCCUGGGGGCUGCUACCGCAGCAACCUGCGCUCCCCAGUGCUGCUGAUGGACCGCCUGCUGCGGGACCUGCUGCAGUGCUCACCCUACACCCCCCCACCCAUGCUCAGCCCCAUCCGCGAGGGCUCGGGGCUCUACUUCAACGCCAUCUGCUCGUCCACUGCUGCAGAGCCUUGUCGGCUCUUGGGCAGCGUGCUGGACAGAAUGGACCAAGACUUCGGGCUGUGCCUCAUGAAGGAUGGCACCAAAAUCAGCAUUGAGCCCCACAUCAACGUUGGGAGCCGCUUUCAGGCUGAGAUCCCGACCCUCCAGGACAGAUCACGCUUAGGAAACGCUGAGCACGCAGCCUUGGUGUGGAAGCCGUGGGGAGACAUCGCAACCAACGAGGAAACGCAGGACAGAGUGAUGGAGCUGCUGAACAUGGCGUGCUCCAGCGUCAUGCCGGGCGGGGGGACCAACCUGGAGCUGGCCCUGCACUGCCUGCACGAAGCGCGGGGCAACGUGGUGGACGCUCUGGAGCUGCUGCUGUUUGGCUGGCCGCACAAAUCCCAGUCCCAUCCUCUCGCUAAUUACCGUUACACAGGCUCGGAUGUGUGGACGCCCGUGGAGAGGCAGCUCUUCAAAAACGCCUUUCAUGCCCACAAGAAGGAUUUCUACCUGAUCCAGAAGAAGGUCCAGACGAAGAACGUGUCCCAGUGUGUGGAGUAUUACUACAUCUGGAAAAAGAUCAUCAAGUUUGACCACAGCCGGCCUCAAAACGCAGACAAAAAGGUCAAGAGGGACAGCAGUGAGGCGGAGGAGGCCGAGGAAAAGCCCCUCUGCCCCCCGAAGAAGAGGCACUGCCUUCUGCUCAGCGAGAGCAGCAAGAAGAGCUGCAGGAAGACACCCCACAGUGCGGGCAGCCCCUCCUGCAGCCCAGGCCGAGCUCCCGGUGCUGUGGAGCAUCACAACGUGUUCCCCUGCACCGAGUGUGAGAGGGUGUUUGACAAGAUCAAAGGUCGCAAUGCUCACAUGAAGCGCCAUCGGCCGCAGCACCGCACGCUGCCUCUCCUGGAGGCCCAGUGGGCCCUGGAACCCCUCAAAAGAGAGGAGGCCGCAGUGGGGGGGGCCCUGAGCAGCAGCUGGGGGGCUGUGCCCCCCCAGUAACCCCAGGUGGGUUCUCUCCUGAGCACCGCCCUCACAGGAGAGGCACAGCAGAGGAUGUUUGGCACCCGCAGGAAAAGCUUGAAGAAGCGUUGGAAGCAGUUUUGGGGCUCUGCUGGCGUUCGGCACCGGCGGUGGCUGCGGGGUGCGAUGGGGGCUGUGAGGGCAGCGGGGUUGGGUUGGGUUGGGGGCUGACUGGUGCUUACAGCAGGCGGAGGAAGUGCUGCACAGUGGGGCUGUCGGCUCCCUUCAGCCCUCGCCUCCAUUUUGGAUGGAAGUUUGGCUCCCAGCGGCGGGGUUUGGUGGCUGUGGGGCGCAGAUGGGGGGUGGGUGCUGUUAAUUCCCCAUUCUGCCACGGAGCGCCACGCUGCGCAGCGUUUCACACCAAAACUCCUUCCUUUCUCACCCGUUUUCUACCAAAACUCCUUCCUUUCUCGCCCGUUUUCUACCCAACUUCUUGCAUUGGGUUCUGGGGCAGCAGAAGUUCUGCGCUGCUCUGGCUGGUUGUCUGAAAGCAAUUAAACGGUUAAUUAAAGCGACGGUGGCGGCGGGCGCUGCUGUUCGGCAUAACGCUGCGUCCGGGUGUCUGUCCUUGCUCUAAUUAGUGCUCAUUAGCAUCAGUAACGUCUCUCAUACAGCGCUUUAGGGUGGGAGAAGCGACGUUUUGAUGGGUUGGAUGGAUAAAACGUAAUGAAGGGGUUUUUCCUUGGCAGGAGGGAUGCGGGGCUGCUGCUGAUGGCCGCAAUUCUCACUGCUUUGUUUUGAGACCAUUUUGGGAUUGGUCUCCAUUGCGGUUCGGUUCUCUCCCCCAGAGGGUCAAAUUUUGUCUGUGGGCUUUGAGAAUUGCUUUGCCCAAAGCAGAAGUUGGCUUUGCAGAGCGGCAGAGCCCUUUCCCUUCCUAUCAGGUGGGUUCUUGUGUUCGAGGAGCACUCAGCAACGCUUCCUCCAGCCCUCAGCUGGGACAGCGGGGGAAGCUCAUCUGCCUCCUGGAUGUGAGCAGAGCACCGCACACAGCCCUCCAGCCAGCCGCACA
Messenger RNA from Phasianus colchicus (ring-necked pheasant), 4117 nucleotides. RefSeq names its product zinc finger protein 541 (gene ZNF541). NCBI's taxonomy places the organism in Eukaryota, Metazoa, Chordata, Aves, Galliformes, Phasianidae. The record is from RefSeq and is a predicted model, not a curated record. Gene Ontology annotation, cellular component: transcription regulator complex; histone deacetylase complex. Gene Ontology annotation, molecular function: transcription corepressor activity. Gene Ontology annotation, biological process: negative regulation of DNA-templated transcription; regulation of transcription by RNA polymerase II.